UGACAUUUCAAUCAACUUUGGUCUGAUACAAUCCUUCAUAUUUGGAGAUGAUUACAAAAUUUCAUUUUCCCUAGCCUUUAUCUCUGAACUCUCCAAAUAAAGUUGUUAUAGGGAUUGACUAAUAAUAUUUAUGAAAAUAGCAGAGCGGUAAAUAUCUUCUCUAUUUUGCAGCUACCUGCAUAAACCACCCUUUUCCACAAAGGGAAAUUCAAGUAUGCGGCGUCCACCUCUUCCCUCCUGCACACAGCCCAAGCUUUUUCAAUAAUUUUCACCAAACACAUUACCAUCUCUAACUUCCUAAAUCACCACUAACACCAUGCAAGGAGGACUCAGUGAAGCUUCAAAGACUCAGUCACCGAGUUCGUACCUCUACACGUGCAUAGCACAAAAAAAUUUGGGAGAAAUAGCUGCCAUAGUCAUCUCUAGCUUGAUCUCUUAUGGUAGACUCAGUUGUCGAGAGAUCAGUCACAAGACAAAGCUUUCAGUAAAAGUAGUUCAGUCAGCAUUGGUAUCACUAAUUCAAUUACAGUGUGUGUACUAUGUCAAGGAUGAGAACUCUGGUACCGUUCACUAUACUUUCAACGAAACAGGUGUUCUUAAUUUCUUACACAGUGGAGAAAUCAUCAACCAUAUCAAGACAGCUUAUGGUGAUGACCAUGCUGAAAUUAUUCAGAAUAUCUUAGUCAAUGGACAUAUAAAAGUCGCUGAUUAUAUCAAUAAUAUCGAUGAUGCCCAAAAGAAAUUGGAUACCGAGACGUUAUUCGUCAAAUUGUUCAGUGAUAAGUGGUUAGUUAGAGUUCAAUUAUUUGACUUCCAUCCCUAUGCUGAUAUCUGGAACAACAUUUAUCAGGAUAUAUUGAAGAAGACACCACGUUCAGCUACUACAUCUGAAAUUAAGAGGGUCAAUGAAGCUAAGGAAAAGGCUAAGAUUGCUUUUGUUCAGCUCCUUGAAUCAGGACAAACAUCUAAAGAUUUGUAUACGGUAAAGGACGGAUUCAAGACUCUCAAUCCUAACUUAAUAGUUCGGUUCAAUUUGAAUCGAUUCCAGAAGCAUCUACGGUCCGUUGCAUUAAUCAACUUGGCCAAAUCCCGGAUCGGAACUUUAUCAGCCAAGAUCUAUGAGACGGCAUUAAACCUCAUAGAACAGGAAAGUCCUGAUAUAAUACAUCCAUUUUUACAGAUCAGUGGAUUGAUAAAUGAUCCAGAAGAAGAAAGAGCAUUCAUAAACUCGAUUGAGAAUAAAUCUGUUGAAGAAAAGAAAAUUGUAUUUACUAUACGAGAAAUUGAACGGUCUUUGCCAACGGAUUUGGAUCUCCGUAACUCCAUCUUGACUCACAAUUUCCUUAAGCCAAAUCUCAAGAAGAGAGUAGCUGAUGAAGUAGAUUCACCUAACAAACGAGUUAAGACUGAAUCAGAUACUCCUGAUUUGUUGGCCGAGUUUCAACUCAAAAAUGAUAUCAUCAUUGAAGAAGAAAUCGACACAGACUCCGAUUUACAAUCAACUUCAUUAAUACAACACCAUCUCAAAUUGCUUUCUUCCGGUUCUACCAUUCAGUUCUUAAUUGAAAUGACUCCUGGGACAUAUACUAUCCCAUUCACUGCAUUAAUCAAACAAUUGAAGCAGUACAACUUUGAAACACUUGUCAAAACUACUUUAGGUGGUAAUGCAUUCCGAGUAUUACGAUGCUUGAAAACACAAAAGAUUGGAGAUGAGAAGUCAUUAGCUACCGCAGUAUUACUUAAGGAAAAAACAGUAAGAAAUGAAGUGUAUAAGUUAGUGAAAGCUAAUUUAGUAGAAAUUCAAGAAGUUCCAAGAAGUGCAGAUCGUGCAGCAUCCAAAACAUUCUACUUGUUCAGACAUAAGGAGAUCAUGAGUUAUAAUUUCUUAAGAAAUGCUCUUAUUUUCACCAUGUCAGAGAUCUUAGUCAAUAUCCUGAACUUUAAGGAGGACCAUAAGAUCUUAUUGGAUAAAUGUGAAAGAGAAGAUGUGAAGGGUCAUGAAGAAGAGUUGUUACUUGAUUCAGAAUUGAAGACCCUUAAGAAUUUACAAGCAAGAGAGAUUCUGAAUAUUGGUAGAUUUAAUAGAAUCAAGGCACUCUUUGAGAUCUACUCAUUAUGAGCAUUGUAUACUAUGUAUUACACUUAUUAUAAAUAUUAACAUCACUAUUAAAACCAU
Molecule: messenger RNA, 2176 nt
Organism: Scheffersomyces amazonensis
Lineage: Eukaryota; Fungi; Ascomycota; Pichiomycetes; Serinales; Debaryomycetaceae
Product: DNA-directed RNA polymerase III subunit
Exons: 1
Coding region: 317-2119 (600 amino acids)
Biological process (GO): DNA-templated transcription
Cellular component (GO): RNA polymerase III complex
Molecular function (GO): single-stranded DNA binding
Source: RefSeq, a predicted model, not a curated record